ACCUAGGUGGUCCCUUGGGCCGCUGAGGAAGGAGUCGCUUGGAGCGGCGCGGGCAACUGCGAAGAUGCUGGGCCCACGGCUCCUCACCUGGGUCCUCCUGGCCGCGACUGUCACCUGCUCCCAGGCACAGCAAGUGCCGCCGUGGACAGAAGAUUGCAGAAAAUCAACUUAUCCUCCCUCUGGAGCAACCUAUAGAGGACCAGUUCCGUGGUACACCAUAAAUCUUGAUUUACCGCCCUACAAAAGAUGGCAUGAAUUAGUGACUGACAAGGCACCAAUGGUGAGGACUAUAGUGAAUUCCAUCAAGAAUUUAGUAAACGCAUUUGUGCCAAGUGGAAAAAUCAUGCAGAUGGUGGACCAAAAGUUGCCUGGCCUACUUGGCAAGAUUCCUGACCCUUUUGAAGAUGAAAUGAAGGGAAUUGCAGAUGUUACUGGAAUUCCUUUAGGAGAGAUCAUUUCAUUCAACAUUUUCUACGAAUUGUUCACCAUGUGUACAUCAAUAAUAACUGAAGACCAUGAAGGUCAUUUACUACAUGGAAGAAAUAUGGAUUUUGGCAUAUUUCUUGGGUGGAAUAUAAAUAAUAACACGUGGGUUAUUACAGAAGAAUUAAAGCCUUUAACAGUGAAUUUGGACUUCCAGAGAAACAAUAAGACUGUUUUCAAGGCUACAAGCUUUGUUGGAUAUGUGGGCAUGUUGACAGGAUUCAAACCAGGACUGUUUAGUCUUACACUAAAUGAACGUUUCAGUUUAAAUGGCGGCUAUCUGGGUAUCCUAGAAUGGAUUUUGGGAAAGAAAGAUGCCGAAUGGGUCGGGUUUAUCACGAGAUCAGUUCUGGAAAAUAGUACAAGUUAUGAAGAAGCCAAGAAUACCCUGAUCAAGACCAAGAUAAUGGCCCCAGCAUAUUUUAUCCUGGGAGGCAACCAGUCUGGGGAAGGCUGUGUGAUUACACGAGAAAGAAGAGAGGCUUUGGAUGUAUAUGAACUCGAUCCGAAGCAUGGCAGAUGGUAUGUGGUCCAAACCAAUUAUGACCGGUGGAAAAACACCUUGUUCAUUGAUGACCGCAGAACACCUGCCAAGAUGUGUCUAAAUCGUACGACACAGAAGAAUCUCUCGUUUGCAACCAUGUAUGACGUCCUAUCAACAAAACCUGUCCUCAACAAGCUGACUGUAUUCACAACCUUGAUUGAUGUUACCAAAGGUCAGUUUGAAAGUUACCUCCGGGACUGCCCAGACCCUUGUAUCGGCUGGUGAGCACACAUGGCCUACUGGACAUACUGAGACCGGAAGAUGUGUUCUCUGGCACGGCUCAUCUUCCACAGGCUAAGACUCAAGGCCUGUUGUCUUUCGUCAUGAGAUGUCCUCAGCGUGUCUGCAGUUUACAGACUGUGUCUGUGGUUUGCCUGUUUUCAUCAUCAUCACUCCCAUUUACAGAGCAGUUCUUUAGGGAUGCACGCUGUGUGGAAUUUGCCAGUUCAUUUCACUUUGACACUGGGGGAGAGGUACCCUGACCUCUGUGGAACAGAUCAAGGUCCUUUGCUGGUGUUAGUCCAGUGCCCUGUGUGAUUGAUGUAUACGUUCAUUCACCUUUCCUUUUUGACCUGGAUUAUUUAUGUUUUUCUGUAUACCAGUAUUUUCCUCCUGGUUCUCUAUCAGAAUCAGCAUGUCAUUCACCUUCGCGGUUAGUGACAGCAAUGUGAUUUCACUAUGCUUGUCUGGGGUUUCUGAGAUAGACAACAUUAUCUUAAUGGAUAAUACACCUUUGACUCUGAAAAUAGUAUUUGGGAGGGUUACAAAAUAAUCAUUAUAUAAACAGUAUUUUUCUAGAGAAUAAAAUUGUUCUCGUUUUCCUAAUUAUUCUACCUUCCAGUAACCCCAGGAAGUUUCUAGCUCAAAAACAUGAGUUCAAGAACUCAGCAAGCUCAUUAUUAUUGUAUGUAUAAUCCAUUUAAUAAUUGUUUCAUUUUUCAUUCUAAUCAACAUAUUUUUUUAACUUUUCAUACAAUAUAGUUAUUAACAAGAUUUUUCAGAAAUCAACCUAUUUAUGAAAAACGCUAACAGAACUUGUUCACCUUUCUUUCACAGUCGACAGUGAAAUGUGUGCUGUUUGUGCCAGACUGUACCCAUUUAAUUUUGUACAAUCUUGUUUUCCCAGGAUGCCCAAUAAACAGUCACUGGCAGUCAUGUCAGCACUCAUGCAUGCUGGCUGGGUGUGUGCCUGUGUGGCUUUGAGGGUGGGGGUCAUUAUCAAGAGAUACACGCUGAGCAUCAUAUCUAGAUUAAACAACAAGGGUUAUGCAAGCAGGUUACUAAACAUAUGACUUAAAUGGUCACAAUCUGUCAUGACUAAUACUUACCUCUUAACCUAGUAGUGCCGACCCAGUUUGCAGGUAUGCAAAGGCAACUUUUCCCCCCCGAGACUGCACACAGGUGCUUCUACGAUGCCAGCGUCUCCAAGAUUGUUAUAGAGAAGGAACAGGAAAUCACAAGAGGAUUUGUAUUACAGUAAGAUUCUACGGUAGUCACAGUGGUACAUGGUAAUCACAUGGAAUCUGAGGUUGAGAGGUGUCAGUAGAAUAAUUAGAAGUCGAAGACCAGCCUGGGAUACAUGGGACAGUCUCUAAGAACCAAAAUCAUAAAAAUAGAAUAACAUUCAAUUAAUGGAAAAAAGAUUCCAAUUUUAACCCUUUCAUAAGAAUGAAAUGAGAUAAAAAUGAAUCCGUGAUAUGUAGUAUGCCUUGGUAGAACGAUUAUAGUAUGUGACAUUCUUCUGAUUGCUACAUGCUGCUAACUUAGGAGUAAGUCAAUGACUUGGAAUAACUGGCAUUAAAAUUUUAGUAGCAUUGUUUAGUGGUGAAGCAGCUUUUAGACAGUGUAUUUAGUCUAAGCUUGUUUAUACAGGUGUUUACACAUAACUGUAUAGCUAGACUAGAAGGUGGUGGCUGGGAGGGUAUUAGCCAUGUUGACAGUCGUUUCCCCUGAUGAAUGGUCAGGGCUAGUAAGACUCAGGCUGGACCCCAAGCAUAGAAAGUAACCUACCUGCUUAAUAUUUAGGAAUAUGACUUUGUUGUUGUUGUUCAUUUGCUUUUUUGUUUUAAGGCAAAGUCCUAGGGCCCUGGCUAGCCUCAAAAUUGUGAUCCUCCUGCUUCAAUCCACAGUGCUGUGACUCAGGCAUGAGCCAUCAAACUGGGUUUAGGAAUUUUGAUUUCAAAUGGGGUCCCACACUUAACUAGUAUGCAUCCGGCCCUAGGUUCAAUCCCCAAUACCACCAAAAAAAUUGUUAAAGUAAGAGGCUGGAGAGACAGUGUAAUGAUUAAGAGCUCUUGCAGAGGACUCAGGUUUAUGACCCAGCACCCAAAUGGUGGCUUACAACUGUCUGUAACUCCAGUUUUAGGAGAUCCAACAGCCUCUGCUGGCCCCCAUGAGUAACAGUUUCUUAUAUAGUGCACAUACAUGCAUAUGUACAAGCAAAUACAUACAAAUAAUAUUUUCUUAAAAAUCAAAUAGAACUCUAGGAUAGCUCACCUUGCUGACAGGUACCACAUAUGCAGAACUCAGUGUAUCGGGCUCUGUAACAGAGAACAGCUCUGCAUGCAGCAGCUUGCCUUCUCAACAAACCCGUUAUGCUUGAAGUCCUACUUGACAGUGAGAAAAGGAAGGCUGAGUUGCUCAGUUACACUAACAGGGAGAGGAGCUGGGAUUUGAGCCAGACGUGUCCAACUCUUGGGCUUUUAGCAUGACACUGUAUUUCAUAACUACAGGUAGCACAACAAGCAGGCUUGACGUGGGAGGCUUCCGCUUGGGCUUCUGUGUCCAAAGCCACCAGCCACGUUGGCUCUGUCAUCUGCUGUUUCUUUGUAAAACAAGCUUCCAUAGGGAUCAGAAAGCUGAGAUCAGAAAUUGUUGUUUGUGUUGUCUCUGAGAACACAUGAUUUUCACUUCUACAAUCUCAGAUGUGCUUAAUUCGUCUUGGGGACUUAGAAUUAAAGACCCAGUCUUUCUGUGACCGACACAGCACUACAUUAGAAACACCAAGUUUGGGUUUCGGGUCUGAUUGCAAAGCCCAGGCACUUGCUAUUGAAGUCAGAGUACGUGAGUCAUUAGUUGAUGUAAAUUGACUUACAUUCACCAUCUUAGAACCAUGGGCGUUGGAGGUGGCCAGAGGUCCUAGACUCUCUCAUACUGUGCACUAGCUCUGCCAGCAAGCCAUGGAGGUGUGGCUGGCCCUGAGCCAUGAACACAGCAACUUGUCAGCCUUUGGGGAUGCUCUCCUUCUUGGACUGGGAAAGCAGGGUUUCCUAGCCAGCUGUUACAAGGCAGACUGAUUUGCUUGGGCAAUUUCCCACGGCAUUUCUACAUACCAUGAGAAAAGUUUACAUCAGACUCUGGAAGGAUUUGCUUUGAAUAAUAAAGAUUCUUGUCUCUCCACAGGGCAAAAGUUGGUCAAGCUGACUAGAAUAGCUCUUCAUGUAUUCCCGGUAGUUUCCUAAGCAUGAGAUGAUGCCACAGUUAUGAUACAGGUCAUGUGAAGUACAGCAUCCACUUGGCCUAUCCAUUACAUCCUUGGAAGACUUGGGAGUAAGGCAAGUGGAACAGAUGCAAACACAGAGGUCCUUAACUUUGGCCAGAAGUACCAUCAACCAUUAGGCUGUGUGGCAGGCUAGAUGCUUGAGCUUGCAAGCAGGGUAAGAUCUUAGAUCAUUCAUGGUUCUUGUGACCUCAUGUUGCACUUGUGCUAUAGAUAUUCCUUGAGAUACUGAUCACUGAGCUUUUUAAAAAGAGCAGCUGGGCAGGGACCCAUGCAUGUAAGCCCUUGGGACAGCUGCUGCCUUCCAGGCUUCUUUGACGCUAGGGCAAAGUGAAUGCUGUAUAUUACAAUUCCUCAGGGUCUCAGCAGACUGGGGAAGGAGUGGCAUACAAGACAUGAAGUAAAUUGAUGUAAAUCAUUUGCCUUGUUGACCCAAAGGGCCUGAACCAACUGAGUUUUGCAUAGUGGAUCUCUACAUAAACAUAUCUAGCUUUCAGCUAUACCUUUUUUUCUGAGAACUUCAACCUGCCUUGGUGGUCCUGGUUCUUUCUUACCGAUAGUGGUGAUAUCUGGAAGCUGCUGCUUCCUUAAAAAAGGCUGAGUAUGACCUAGCAGGUGUCUGAGGACCUAGCUUUCUGCAAAUGUCAUCACUAUCCAAGUGACAAGAGUCCAGUGAAGCAUCUAGAAGAAUUUAGGUUCCAGGUACUAUGGAGCCCAGCACACAACACUUUUGAGAGGUGAGUGGGAGGUGCAGAGGUAUUGGAUCCUGGUAGAUUUGGCUCUAAGGACAUAACUAGAACCUUUGCAGCUGAUGUGGAAGCAUCCAAUCUGGUGGCCCUGAUUAUACCAAAAAAAUGCAUCUGCAGUAGGGAACAACUAUUUAUAAGUAAAGGCUGUUAAAGAAAAAUUACUCACCAACAACAAGAGAUGGUUGAAUGGUUUAAAGGCCUUUAUCUUGUGAUGUCAGAUACUGAAUCCAGGACCUCACACAUGCUAGCCAAAUGCUUUACCUCUGAGAUAACUAUGUGAUAAAUUUAAGGCAAUACUGUACAAUCAUUCAACAGUUUUUCAGAAGCUAAAAUUACAUGUAAAAAUUCAAUGGCUAUUUUUUUCAUUGGUAAAGACAUUUAAAUUCUUAGUACCCAUGUGGUAGAGGAAGAGAGCAACUCCAUGAAGUUGUCCUCUGACUUCCACAUGUGUGUUAUGGUGUACACAACAUUAAAAAUAGUUUUAAAUAUUGCCACACGAUUAUGCUUCUAAAUGGAUACACUACAUAAAUGUUAAGGCCAAACUUGAUAGCACAUCUGUAAUCCCAGUACUUGGGAGGGUCAGGAGUUCAAAGGCAUCCUCAGCUAAAUUGCUUAGUUUGAGGCUAGCCUGAGCUAUGUUGAGACCUAGUCUCAAAAACAAAAUAAACUAAGUGUCAAUAAGACUUGGUCAAGAAUUGAUUUGCAAUUUCAGACAUAAACUAUGCUGAUAAAAUGUUAAGAAAUUCUGUACCUUUGAAUAUUUGAUAUGUAACUUUCCUUGAUACUUUUUGUAUGUAUUUCAUAACUUAAAGGAAAUAGAAUGAAUUUUUUCACUAUGUCUCCUCCAGUUUACCUCAGCAUGUCUUAUAAAUACUAUUAUUUAAUAUGUAGAGGGUGUGCUAUUUCACAUGUGGUGGUCAGAGGACAACUUUGUGAGCUGGCUUCUCCACCAUAUGUGUUGCAGGAAUAGAACUCAGGUCAUCAGCCUUGGUGGCAAUUCUCUUCCCCACUGAGCCACGCCAUCAGCCCACAACCAUCAUGCCAUACCAUGCAAACAGACUGGAAAAUGUUGGAAGUCUGAUUGCUUCACCCGUGGGCUGACUGGAGACUUAACUGUCUUGUGGUUUCAUAUUUACCUUUGUAAAAUAAAUGUUCAACAGUGAUUUUCUCAGGGUUCCUUUCUGUUUAGGAAUCUAGUCAAGAUGUUUCUCAACAUUGCAGGCAGUUCAACAGAAGCCAUUAGGUGCCUCAGGGCUGUUGUAGCGUUACUCACACAGAUGCAUGGGUGAACUCAACAAAAUUUUUCUUGGCAAGUAUUUAAAAGUGGUGUUGCUCGACUUGACUGGAAUCAUGUGAACUGCCAGUACAGAAUGGUCUCCACAUGUGCACACCUGAGUAUACCACACAUACAAACACACAAAAAUAACGUGCCUAAGCACGUGUAAGCUUGUAUGGUUAAUCUGUUCAUUAACUUGAAUUUUUUUUAUUGACAAGACACUGUCAGUGAAUACUGCCAGUUGUAACUCAUUCUAUUUUUCUUUUCUUCUCUAAUAUAUUACAUCCCCAGCCGGUUUUCCCUUUCUCCUUUCUGUCCUCCCCACAACCUCCUUUUUACCCCAGAUCCACUACUCCUCUUCCUUUAGAAAAGUGGAGGCCUCUCAGAGAUAUCAACCAAACAUGGCAUACCAAGUUAUAAUAAGACCAGGCAUAUCCCCUCAUUCUAAGGCUGGAUGAAGCAAUCCAGUGGGAGGAAAGGGGUCUCAAAAGCAAGCAAGAGCCAGAGACAGCUCCUGCUCCAACUGUUAGUAACCCCACAAGAACACCAAGCUACACAUCCAUAACCUAUAUGCAGAGGAUUUAGGUCAGACCCAUACAAGGUUUCAUGAUUGUCACUUCAAUUCUGAGAGCCCCUAUGAGCCCUCCUUGUUAGUUGACUCUAUGGGCCGUUUUCUUGUGGCAUCCUUGUUUUAUUUCAUAAACUAGGUAAAAGCUAUGGUACAAUGUGAAAUGGAGUAAUUAAUGGCACUUUUCUAGAUUUUAAUAGAAUAGGUAUCUUAUGCUUUCAUUACUAAAAAUGCUAGUAAGAGGGAGGGGCUAAAGAGAUGGCUCAGCAGUUAAGAGCACUGAUUGCUUCUCCAGAGGUCCCAGGUUCAAUCCCAGCCCCCACAUGGAAGCUCACGACUGUCUGAAAAUCCAGUUCCAGAGGAUCCAACACCCUCACAGACAUUCAGUCAAAACACCAAUGGAUAUAAAAAUAAAAAUCCUUUAAAAAAAAAAAAGAGUGCUAAUAGGAGGUUUGGAAGAAAUAAUCUCUAGUUAGAUGGCUCAGAGAUUGAGAGCUGGCUGCUCUUCCAGAGGACCUGGGUUCCAUUCCCAGCACCCGCACUGCAGCUCACAACUGUCUAUACCUCCAGUUCUAGGUGAUCUGACACCCUUACAGUCACACAUGUAUGCAAAUCACUAAUGCACAUAAAUUAUUUUUUUAAAUUACUUUUUCACAUGAGUUCAUAGACACUGAAACAGCAAGCACAGGGUCUACACCAGGUCCUUUGUGUAUGUACUAUAACUAAUAGCUUAGUAUUUUUAUGAGACUCCUGACUGAGAAUGGGUGGGUCUCUGACUUUUGUGCCAGCUUUUGGGACCCUUUUUCUCCUACGGUGUUGCAGUAUCCAAUUUUGUUAUGACAGUUUUACUUCUGUCACUUUUGGUUGUUAUCCUUAGAAACCUGAUCUAACGAGAGAGAAGGAGUGGGCCCAGAGAGGAGCGUAGGUACGGAGGAACUCGGAGGAGAGGAAAAAACUAUAACAGGACAUACUGUACGAAAAAAGAAUCUAUUUUCAAUGUGAAGAAAAUAAGACAAAAGGAUUUAUAUUCUUUAAAAAAAUGCCUUUUUAGUAACUUUUUUAUUGCAGUGGUCUUGGGGUUCUCUCUUCUGGGGUAUACAUAUGUGAGUCACAUUAGUGGGUUGUUUAGUGUUAGUCUACCUCAACACAUGGAAUAAAUCCAAUAAAAUUCAUCUUGCCAAACAAAUACACCUGAACUGUUAUUUCCCUUCUUCACAUUUGUUCUUAGGUGACUGUGACAUCCAGGCAUCAACUUGACAGCUGAAAGAUACUCCCCUUUUCAGUUUUAGUAAUCUUUACUACUGCCGAAUUCAUCCUCUUUUCCUCUGCAUCCUCCCUCCUUCAGUCCUUUCUCCUCCCCUUUUGCAGAGCUGGUGAUCAUGGGACUUCCUAUAUGCUAGCCACUCUACUCCCAAGAUACAUGCCCAAUUCCUUCCAAGCAUACUUCUCACCCUACAGUUUAAGCAGCCAUUUUGGUCAUUGUUGCCACUCAUGUUCACAGUGAUAAAAGCCAGGGUCGUUCAGUUUCCUUGACAUGCUCUCUACCUGCUGUUCCCCCUAAAUGGCUAUUUUUAAAAUGGGAAUCAAAGUUGUUCUCAAAUCACGAAGGGCACACCAUAUGGGUUAAUAUAACAGUGACAAACUUCAUUCACCUUUUCUAGUGAUCUAUCUUGUCAUUACCCUCUUAACCUCACCCCUAUUUUAGAUUGUACUUUCUGAUGUACAGACAUACCUGAGUUUAUGUGUUCCAGGUGCAUGCACAUGCCCACAGGAGCCAGAAGAGGGCACCAGAUCCCCGAGAGCUGGAGUUGCAGGUUGUGAGCUGUGAACUGAACCCCGAUCCUCUUUAAGAGCAACAGGCACUCUCUCUAACUGCUGAGCAUUCUUUCUAGCCCUUACUCCUAUUUUAAAAAUAAAUGACACCACACUUUCUACCGAGAUUUAGAAAAAAGUCCACUGAAGGGGUACUGACAGCUAGAAUAUUAAAAGCCUUUAAUAUUUUUAUUUAAUAAAACUACAUGUUUGCACAAUUUCUCCUUUAUCAGUCUGCUACUUCAAUAAUUUCAUAGCAUUUUUCAUUAAAAAACCAUCUUCAUAUCUGGUCUAGAAAAAUAGAAUUUAGAGAGCUUGACAAAAUUGUGGGUGUCCUACUUAAUCAUUGCAGCAAAAAUAUACAAUGAUACCAGGAAGUUGAUGCAGAAUGCGUAUUACAAUCUGUCCUAUCCAUCUGCUUAGAAACCAACAAUCUGGGAAAUGUCAAAUAAGACAUAUCACUAGAAACAUGCACUGGGCCAGUGAGAUGGCUCUGAGGGUGAAGGUACUUGCUGCCAAAGCUGAAGAUCUGAGUUCAAUCUCUGGGACCCAUAUGGUAGAAGGAGAGAACAGACUAAUACAAAUUGUCCUCUGACCUUCCCACAUGUUCACCACAGUACACACACAUCCCUUCAUACAUUAAAUAAACAUAAUGUAUAUAUACUAUAUAAAUAUAAUUAUUCACUGUACAUAUGCUUGUUUACUAGUUUGAUAACACGGAGCCCCUUUGAUCAGAAUAUUCUCUGCAUGUCCCGCUCAAAGCCAAUUCGUUACUACCAGGAAACCAGUAACGGAUAAGAGUCUACUAACCUUAAGGUCAGAGGUAGUUAGCUAGAAUAGAAUUCCAAUUGCUUUCAGGAGCUGACAUAAGACUGUUUUAUGUUGUUUCAUGAUGGAUUAGUUAUUAGGAGUGAAUGAUUGGUGAUUGUUACAGUAACACCUCUCUUCUAAAGCAAAUCUGAAAAAGUAUGCUUCCUUAAGUACACAAAGACUUUACUAUAUCAUACUUAACAUUUAUAUUCUAUCAGAUAUUUUCAAGCCAGGAAAGAUAGAUGCAAUCUCAAAAUAUCUUUUUUAUGUAUUUAUCAAAAGUAUUUAUAAAAAAAACAAUAGAAAUGGGAAAUAAUAGAGAACGUGCUCUUGUAAGAAAAAUACUCUCCAGUGACACCUUUCAAUAGUCAGUCUAUCAUUUUUCAUGUUCUGAUUUUUUUUUUUAACAUUAAACACUACCAAGAAAGACGCAGUUCUGGAAAGAAUUCUAAAGCACAGUGCAUAUAUCAAUUUAAAUAAAAAUGCAAUUCAGAGUUCUAUGUAAGAUAUACAUUUAUUAACAGUGAAAAAGCAUUUACCCAAAGUGAGUGUUACAGAAUACAGAGUGCCUCCACAGUCUGGGUAGUUCACUGCUGUAGCAUUAUCUCUACAUAGAUUUAUAUCUUACUCAUCGGGAUUCUUUGUCUCUCUCUAUCACUAACCAAAAUUUUAACUUAAAAAUUAAGACAAAGGGGAAUACUUAAUUAAUUUAACUUUUGAGCAAUACUUACUAGAAAAAACAUAUUAUAUACAUUAUGUGUUCUCAACCUCUGGGUAUUUUAAAACUAAAUUAUCUACUAAAAUAUGAAAAAAAACCAUACUAGACAGCAGCUAUAACAUCAAUCAAAUAAACUAGUUUGGUAAAGUUCAUAGGUACCAUGGUAAUAGCUAACGUAUUAAAUACAAUUCUGCCACUGUAUGCAUGCAGAGAGAGAGAGAGAGGGAAAGGAGGGAGGAUGCACUGAAUUAUGUAAGGCUUGCCUUGAGGGUUGAAACGGUUUGCUUUCAGUCUGGAAAACAUAAAGCUUUCUGUACAUAUAAAUUAUUGUUCUAAUGUCCCCCGAAGUCAGUCCAACUGGGUAAGAAUCCUUGAUUCUGGAUUGGUAGUUUUCCAAAUAAACUUGAAUGAAGUUCAAGAUAUAUGGACUUAAUUUAAAUAACAAUACAAUAAAAGUCCUCACAGGGAAAUCAUCAUCAUUUGAUAUUCCUUGACUAGACAUUUAUAUUAAGCUAUCAAGCAAGUGAGAAUUUUAAAGGAAUACCACCAAGUUCUUACAGGGUAUUUUAGACAACUAUUAAGAAAUUGAAGAGGAUAUUUGGAACUAUCUUUCACACUAUUGCUUUUCAAGUAAAAAUUUGUAAAACUGACUUCUUCACGGCUAGCUGGCUCUGCAAUAAUUACUACCAGAUCAGGGCUGUGGUAAGCACGGAUGGACUCAGAAGACAAAGCACUCUUUAAAGUUGGUUUAUUAAGUGAUGAAGAACUCACAGGGACUUUCUUGACACUUGAACUUGCUUCUCUCUCACGACACACAAAAUCAACUCUUAGGCUUUGGUUUUAAAUUAUCAUCUCAAAAGGCAUAUUUAUCCAAAGGCAUUAAUGUUCUGUUACAUAAAUUUAGUUCUAUUUAUUCUACUUAAAAGAGUUUGGUUUUUUCAUUUUAUUAGAAUGCUACUUGUCUGUACAGAAAUACUCCCUACAUUUAUAUAAAGCUUCUGUAUUAAUUUUUAGAAUGAAGCAACAUAGAACAGGAUUUGCAACUCUGGAAAAUAUUAAUCUAAUAGAUAAUUUUGUGAUGUUCUAACAUCAUCUAAACUUCGUACACAAUCUAGAUGAUUGACAUAUUUAUGAAUACUCUACAGAUUCCUGGUUACCUUUAUAAAAUCUACGUUAUUCUUACACAGGACCUGGAGGUGACUACAAGAACAUCAGACCCAAAAGCAGCAACACUGCCUUUAUUCAGAAGACUGGUCUAAGGCUGGGCUUCAGAUUAAAUAAUGUAUUUCUCUAAUUCUUGGCCACUGCUGUUUCUGAAGAGUGUUAAGUUACAUAAAACAGCAAUUUGCUGCACAGAAUUCAACAAAAUUUCCCAAAAGCGUACUUUACAGAUAAGUUCAAACUUUAUUUAAAACUACAUUUUAAAGUUAACAUACCAAACAUCACAAUGAAGGGCAGGGGUCAAGAUCAUAACAAAUAAUAAUAAUAAUAAUAAUAAUAAUGAUA
Molecule: messenger RNA, 11965 nt
Organism: Alexandromys fortis (reed vole)
Lineage: Eukaryota; Metazoa; Chordata; Mammalia; Rodentia; Cricetidae
Gene: Asah1
Product: N-acylsphingosine amidohydrolase 1
Exons: 14
Coding region: 65-1252 (395 amino acids)
Biological process (GO): fatty acid metabolic process
Cellular component (GO): lysosome
Molecular function (GO): fatty acid amide hydrolase activity; N-acylsphingosine amidohydrolase activity
Source: RefSeq, a predicted model, not a curated record